AUGGUUUGCGUUGAAAGAGUCAAAGAGUAUACACGACUCGAACCGGAAUAUAGUUGGGAAUCAAGCGAUGAUAACAAACCCUCAGACACUUGGCCCACAAGUGCCUCAAUAGAGUUCAUUCAUUACAGCGCUUCCUAUAGACCAGGACUCGAACCGGUUCUCAAGAACUUGAACUUCAGGGUAGAGUCGGGAGAAAAGGUGGGAAUAGUUGGCCGGACGGGUGCCGGGAAGUCGUCGAUGGCUUUGGCGUUGUUUAGGAUAAUAGAGCCGACAUUCGGACAGAUAGUGAUCGAUGGCGUGGAUGUGACUCGUAUUGGUUUACAUGACUUGUGGUCGAAGUUAACAAUUAUACCGCAAGAACCCAAUCUCUUCGCCGGAACUCUUCGACUCAAUUUGGAUCCGUUUGAGGAAUACUCGGACGAAGAGAUGUGGACAGCACUGGAAAGGGCGCACCUGAAGGACUUCAUAUCGAGUACAUCCGAUGGCCUCUCGUAUGAGAUCACAGAAAGUGGUGAUAAUCUGAGUGCAGGUCAAAGACAAUUGGUUUGUCUCUCGCAAGCACUUCUUCGCCACUCAAAGGUCCUGAUCCUCGACGAGGCGACGGCUGCCUAUGAUUUUGAAACCGAUUCACUGAUUCAGUCGACUAUUAGGGAUCAGUUCAGUGACUGCACUGUUUUGGCAAUCGCUCACCGAUUGAAUACAGUCUUGGAUUACAACACAAUCAUUGUUUUAGACAACGGAGUGAUCGCUGAAAUGGAUUCACCGAAAAAUCUUCUCAAGAAAACUGAUUCUAUUUUCUAUGGUUUGGCCAAAGAAUUCGCAAUUGUUUAGAGAAUU
Messenger RNA from Oppiella nova, 837 nucleotides. Lineage: Eukaryota; Metazoa; Arthropoda; Arachnida; Sarcoptiformes; Oppiidae. The record is from the annotation of a GenBank genome assembly.